AUGGAUGGCUUGGUUGAGCAGAACAGCGUGCUAAUGCACAAUAAGAUCACCGAAGCUGGGAAAAGGAAUGGUUUAAUUAAUACAAGGAACUUGGUGGCAGAGAGCCGAGAUGGUCUGGUCUCUGUGUACCCAACCCCCCAGUACCAGAGCCACCGAGCGGGCAGCCUUUCCUCUCCAAGCUGCCUGGAGAACGGCAGGAAUGACCCCGUCCAGCAGCUCCUGGACCCCAACAUGCUGCAGCAGACGGUGGAGUCUCACUACCGGCCCAACAUCAUCCUCUACUCAGAGAACGUGCUGCGCUCGUGGGGCGAGAGCAUUGGCUCGGAGUGCUGUGAAACGACCUUCAUCGAGGACCGCUCUCCCACCAAAGACAGCCUGGAGUACCCGGACAGCAAGUUCAUCGAUCUCUCAGCCGAUGACAUCAAGAUUCACACCCUCUCCUAUGAUGUGGAGGAAGAGGAGGAUUUCCAGGAGCUAGAGAGCGAUUACUCAAGUGACACUGAAAGCGAAGACAAUUUCCUGAUGAUGCCACCAAGAGAUCAUCUUGGCCUCACUGUGUUCUCCAUGCUCUGCUGCUUCUGGCCAUUGGGAAUUGCUGCCUUUUACCUGUCUCAUGAG
Cariama cristata (Red-legged seriema) is the source of this 618-nucleotide messenger RNA. It is a transcript of the gene SYNDIG1, whose product is annotated as synapse differentiation inducing 1. NCBI's taxonomy places the organism in Eukaryota, Metazoa, Chordata, Aves, Cariamiformes, Cariamidae. The annotation marks the transcript as partial. Gene Ontology annotation, biological process: positive regulation of synapse assembly; synaptic vesicle clustering. The transcript is spliced from 2 exons. Gene Ontology annotation, cellular component: excitatory synapse; synaptic vesicle membrane; postsynaptic density membrane. The record is from RefSeq and is a predicted model, not a curated record.